Cucurbita pepo subsp. pepo (vegetable marrow) is the source of this 668-nucleotide messenger RNA. Lineage: Eukaryota; Viridiplantae; Streptophyta; Magnoliopsida; Cucurbitales; Cucurbitaceae. The record is from RefSeq and is a predicted model, not a curated record.
UUGUUCCUCUUAGAUAACUCCUUAUUUCUGAAAUCAAAUGAUUUUUCAGGUUUUCGAAAUCUAGCCCCAGAGAUAUGCAAAUUAAUAUGGCAAUAUCUGCUGUAUUUACUGCUUGGGCCCUUUUCAGUGGCGGUGCUGAAUAUAAACCUCUGCAGUUCUUGGCAUUUGCUUUUGUUUAUCGGAUUUUUGAAAAGCUGAAAGCUUUUGAACCAGCUGUAUCACCCUCAUUUACGGAAGAUGGUGAAGAUUCAGGACGAGGUAUACGGAUGGGAAAGCGGAUACUACGAUCUCUUGCUCUAGUGUUUGGAUGUAUUGCUGUUUCCUCUUUGGCAUAUACUGGUAUCUUGAAUUUCAUCGAGUUCGUGGGCAGCUAUAUCCCAGUUGUUCUCUACAAUAGUCAGGAACUAUUGAUCACCAGUUCAUCAGCUAUCAUGCUUUACUUCAUGGCAUCUUACUACAGAUGAUGUUAUUCAGCAUGAACCAUUCAAUCUUGCAGCCAGCUUGCAGUGAAAUCGGUUUUGAUAUAUUGUUGAUUUGGUAAUCUUGUUUUGUAAAAUUAGGCACAGUACUGAGGUCGUUAUCAUCAAAAUGUAACGCUAUGUGCGAUGCGAUAAUAUAUACGUUAGCUAUCGUAUAUAAAGAGGUCGCUUAACUUUUUUGUACUGAUA